Durio zibethinus is the source of this 684-nucleotide messenger RNA. Lineage: Eukaryota; Viridiplantae; Streptophyta; Magnoliopsida; Malvales; Malvaceae. The record is from RefSeq and is a predicted model, not a curated record.
AUGGUUAAACGGCUCCUUCCCUGCCUUUUGAGGUUUUCUCGGCGACCUCUUUAUAGGUUCUCUCUUCUUCAGAGGGUCUCUGGAAGGGUUGAAAAGAAAAGGCGAAAGAGAGAGAUCUUACAGCCCUAUUCAAGAAGCAAGUCUGGACUAGAGAUAAGUGAUAAAAGCAUAAGUAAAGGUGAAAAUAGGGACAAGACAUUGGACCUGAUGGUUCCGGAAGGGACUCAAUUGACAAGGAAUAAAAUUAUAUCUGAAGCUGCUGCAUUUGAGCUUCCUGCCUCAUUGGUUUGUGCUAAUGUUGGAAAGAGAUUCGAGAUUUUAAGGUCGAAUAAACAUGCUGCUUUCCUGCGGAAGAAGAAUAGGAAUCCUUAUAACUACAGACCUGAUAUUGUUUAUGAGGCACUGGGUGAAAUUAUGGAUAGCCGACUUUGCAAAGCAGGUAGGCUAGAAGCUAUAUAUGUGAAAAACGAUGAAGGUGUUUUGAUUAAGAUUGAACCAAAUACUCGCAUGCCAAGGGGAUUGGGAGGUUUCUGUAGCAUGAUGGCUCAGUUACUGCAAAAGUUCAGUAUCAAAGCUGCGGGUGGAAAAAGGAAGCUUUUGCUCUUGGUUGAGAAUCCUGUAACUCAAUAUCUACCAGUCAACUCCCGUAACCCGAUGUAUAAAUGCUGUAACUCAAGCCUGUAA